This is a messenger RNA of Sipha flava (yellow sugarcane aphid), 620 nucleotides long. Its product is annotated as transcription factor 21-like. NCBI's taxonomy places the organism in Eukaryota, Metazoa, Arthropoda, Insecta, Hemiptera, Aphididae. The transcript has 3 exons. Gene Ontology annotation, biological process: regulation of transcription by RNA polymerase II; developmental process. The coding region runs from base 89 to 571 and encodes 160 amino acids. Gene Ontology annotation, molecular function: DNA-binding transcription factor activity, RNA polymerase II-specific; RNA polymerase II transcription regulatory region sequence-specific DNA binding; protein dimerization activity. The record is from RefSeq and is a predicted model, not a curated record.
UUAUUUUUAGUUGCACGAGUCUCUUUUAAACGUUACGAAUGACUUUAAUUUUGCUCUUGGAUGCUAACUGGGAAAUUCAUUAUGUGACAUGGGCAGACGUAAACCGGACUGGUGGUCGGAACAACAGCAACAGCGUCAGCAGCAGGACUUGCAGGAAGACGAUGGAUGUCCGAGAAACGCGGCCAACGCGAGGGAGAGGGCUCGGAUGCGGGUGUUAAGCAAGGCUUUCAGUCGGCUAAAAACUACGUUGCCGUGGGUGCCGGCCGACACCAAGCUGUCCAAGCUCGACACGCUUCGGUUGGCCACCACUUACAUAGCGCACCUGAGCUCGUUGCUCACGACUUCCAAUCAGUCAGCCGCGGACUCGGUGCACGCGUCGGUCACCCCGGACACGACCGUCACCUCGUCGUGUCCGCAAAACUUCGCUAUGACUUGGCCGUACAAUGUACACAACAGCGUAAAAGAAUGUUCAUCGUCUGAAGAUGACUACAGAUACAACUGUUAUAAUACACUGGAACAAAAACCCUAUUCUACUUAUGACACUUAUUAUACAUCAUCGAUAAAUUCGUGAAUUCAUAUUUUAUUAUUGACUUAUAAAAAAAAAAAAAAACUUGAAUAUA